CCUGACAGAAACUAAAGGAGUUAUGUUACCAAUUCAAUUCGGUAACAAAGGGUGACGUUUCUCAUUGGUUCGCUUUGAAUGCAGCCGUAGUGCAAAGCGGUUAAUUUCUGUGUUUGAUUGACAGGUCUGUUACCUCAAAAUAAACCGGCCAUUCCUGUGCUCUUUUGAUCGUUGUAGUCAGGUUUCGUUCCAAAACAACAUUGUGAAGAACGCGCACCGUUCAAAUUGACGAAGCAUAUUUUGACGGUACACGAUGGAUUAUAUCUACAGUUUACUCAUUUUGAGCUUCGCUCUUCACUCUUCGCUACGAAGCGACAAAAUGACGGAAGCAUCGUCGGUUGCGACAAACGGAACCACAGCGAAGGAACAAGACAGUGAGAUCUUCAGUCGUCAUUCUUUCCCUCGCCGAAUGAGAACUCAUCAGCGUCACAACCAUCACUCUUCACAGAAAAAGAGAGAAAAAACUACAGAGAGCACAUCGGUCCUUAAAAAUGGCAGCACUUCGGGAACGCUUCAACGCGAAAUUCUGAAUCUUCUUGGUCUGCCUCGUCGGCCGCGGCUAAGCUUAAAUACUCGUCUGCAUGGCCGAAAAAUGUCUGCUCCAAGGUAUAUGAUUGACUUAUACCAUAGCUUGGAAAACAACGUGAGCGUGUCGACUGACGGUUUGUUCUGCUGCAAUGACACUGUGACAGAUUCUCGAGCGCUGGGUGCUGACACAAUUAUGAGCUAUCUUAACCACGUCAGGGGAGCGCGGCCAAAAAUUUCCAAGAGGCAUUCUACGUUUCGUUUUAAGAUGGAAACCCCACAUGGAGAAAAGAUCACAGCGGCAGAGUUUCGGAUUUAUAAAGAAUCGAUUUCCAACGGACACAGGGUUGUCUCCUGGGAGAACUCGACAUACGAAGUGAAAAUUUAUCAGGUUAUUGAGCCUGCACGACUUCUCAAGGAACUGGACAAGCGGGUUCUUCGAAGCUGGGAAUCUGGAUGGCAGGCUUUUGACAUCACACGAGCAGGGCAGGAAUGGGCACAAGAAAUCAAUAAAAACUAUGGAAUCGAACUUUCUGUACACACGUACGCAGGGGUAGAACUAAACGCUUCAAGCGUUGGCUUUGUGGGUUUCCACGGCCCACAGGAGAAGCGUCCUUUUUUGGUCUCCUUCUACCGUCAAGAUGGCGAACAGAAGCUGACCUAUCAUCGUAUUUUCAAUCCACAUCCAGGCCGGCGUCGCUCAGCCCGGUCCCUCGGACCUCGGUUCACCAACGUAGGAGGGAACUUCAAGACCUCGAGUCAAACGAGCUGCAGCCGGAGGAUGCUGUACGUCAGUUUCCAGCGACUUGGUUGGCAAGACUGGAUUAUCGCGCCUGAGGGUUACUCGGCGUUUUUCUGUUACGGCGAAUGCUCGUUUCCUCUAAGCGCUCACAUGAACGCUACCAAUCACGCCAUUGUUCAAACGCUGGUACAUCUCAUGAAUCCUACAGUUGUACCACAGCCGUGCUGCUCUCCCACCAAACUCUCCGCCAUCUCUGUCCUGUACUUUGAUGACAGCAAUAACGUGGUACUUAAAAAGUACACAAACAUGGUCGUGAAAGCGUGCGGUUGCCAUUAGCAACGCCAACACCGAAUUCUUUAAUUUCAUGCUAGCCUGUGUCGUAUGUUACCGUCUCAAAAUAUUAUUGCAUACUUUGACUCAAGAAGCGGCGAGAAGGAAGUUAACGAAAGCCAGAUUUACAAUUGACAAACCUGACGGCGUUUGAACAGAGAGACACAUUGGGUUGCCAUUGCCCUUUUCACUACUCCCCGCGCAAAUUCAUAUCAAUAAUAUAUUAUGGAUGGCCUCACGUGUGAGAUAUGAACCUCUUUACUUGAGCUAUAACAUAACUACCAUAUAAACCCUUUUACUAGGCUUGAUUUCCGCCGUUACCUUGAGUGGGGACCUCGAUUGGAAGUUUGGGUGCAAUUUUCGGACAACGGCAGUUCAUCGACCCCUUUCCCAUCACUUCCUGAAGUGGGCACAUAUUUUUUCUCAGGGUCCUUUCUCUUUCUUUCUCUCUCGGGAGGAUCCUUAGACUUAAGUUAGAGUGAGCAUUUGAUGAUUAAAUAAUACACUGUACUUUCUAUCAGCUUGCAUCGCCUAUAAACCACUCGGAAUGUUCAUAGAAGACGAAAAACGUUUUCACAAGCAUUUGAAAUGUUCUUCACUGUGCUGGCGAACCGAUUGAGGGUACAGUCUAUUGCCUUUGUCAAAUAAUUACAAAAUGUUUCAGUUUUCUGUGGGUUUCCCAGUGCAACAAAUUAUAUAUCUUUUUUACCAAUCAGGGCCCCGCAUUAUAACAUGGUCAGUAUAUAAAAACUACUUACGGUUUUAAGAUAUGGCAAGCAGACAAAUUUUUAGAAUACAGAAAAUUAUCAGAAAGGAGAUAUUACGUGGAUGUAACAACAAAUUCUCAUUCAGAUCCAACAGAGAGAUGUGAGUCAACAGUAAAGAUAAUUAUCUGUCCGAUCAUAGAGUAAAAAAAAUGAGAAAAAGUGUGAGAUCAGA
This is a messenger RNA of Stylophora pistillata, 2536 nucleotides long. RefSeq names its product bone morphogenetic protein 7. Gene Ontology annotation, molecular function: cytokine activity; growth factor activity. The record is from RefSeq and is a predicted model, not a curated record. Gene Ontology annotation, cellular component: extracellular region. Lineage: Eukaryota; Metazoa; Cnidaria; Anthozoa; Scleractinia; Pocilloporidae.